AUGAAUGAACAACAAAUAUUUAUUUCGGAACAAUUGGAACUUCAAGUUGAUUCUUUGAACGAGUUGAAAUAUAAAAAAGUCUUUGCUAAUGAAGAAAUUGCCAAGAUUGUUCAAAAACGUACAGAUUACUUGUACUUGUUGGCUUCAUCACUUCCUAAGGAAGAUUUAUUACAUCCAUAUUUAUCACACAUGCUAUUCGAAUUGAAUUUAUUACAAUUAAUUAAAACUAGACUCAAAUUGAAUAAGAAGAAGAAUAAUGAUUUUAAUAUUCACUUACAAUUUCCAUAUAAUCAAUACAAGAUUGGUAUUGCUAAAUUUAGUACACAAAUUUAUCUUAUGAAAUCUUAUAUUGACUUCUGUAUGCAAUAUCAAUUGAAACCAAACUCUGCUUUUGACCAAGUUUUAUCAAAACACUCUAAUCAAGAACAAUUGUGGUUAUUAUACUCUAAAUUUGAAUUUGAAUAUAAUCAAGCUAUUGAUAGUGGUAUUCAAAUUUUAAAGAAUGGUAUCAAGGCAAUUCCACAUACUAGUCAAUACUUACACUUGGAAUUAUUGAAAUUAUACUUGAUUAAAGCGGAAUAUGCUGAAUUUAGAAUGCUUUUCAAUAGUGUAUUAGAAAAUUUAAAUAAUGUAGAAUAUGGAUACUUUUUUGAAAUUAUUAAAUUAUUAAUGUUCUAUUAUAGAGAAGAAUUGACCAAGAAUGAUGAAGAACAAGAUGAUAUGAGCGAUGAUGAAGAACCAACUUCAACUGAAAAACAUGAAUUCUUCACUGAAAUGAUUGAAUUCAUUCUUGAAAAGGUAUUAUUGAAGAAUUAUAGAAAUGAUGAAAAGUGCUUGUACGAAAUUUUCAAGUUCAAACUGACCUAUUUCAAUAAUAAUACUGAUUAUGAAGAGUUAAUCUCCAAUAUGGAGAAUAUUUGCGAUAGAAUUUGUCAUACCAGCAAAAUGUAUCACUAUUACAUGUUAUUAUUAAUUGAUAUUUUUAAUAUUACAAAGAAGGUUGAAUACAUUAAUAGAAUUCACUCAGUCUUUGGAAAGAUGAAUACUUUCAACUUGUUGACCUUUAGGACAAUUUUAAUUUAUUCUAACAUUUUAUUAUCUAUUGAAGAUAACUCUCAACAAGUUGUCAAAGUUUUGAAGCAAUUACACUUGAUUAACUCUAAUCACUCUAGUGACUUUUUCAAGUGCUUACUCUUACUUUUAGAUUUGACUAAAUAUAGCAGAGACUCUAUUGAUUAUUCUGUGAAAUUGGUAAAUGAAAAGAGUGCUGACAAUGAAUUCAAGAUUCAAUUCUAUGAACAAUUAUUUACCAAUAUUUCUAAAUCAGUAUCACAAGAACAACUCCAACAUUUAUAUUUGGAUGGUAUUAAGAAUACAGGAAACUCACACGAAAUCAAAAAGUUAUACUUUAAACAUAUUAUUGAUAAUGUGGCACAAGGCGAUUAUCAAAAAUUGGACAAGUAUGUGAAAUUAAUUCUCUCCCUACCACCAAAUUCCCAUCAAGUUUAUCAAAUGAUGAUUACUUACAUUACCAAACAUUUGACUGGUUUGGAAUCAGCAAGUUGUGGCAAUUAUCACUCACUGUUAGGAUAUUUAUAUGAACAACAAAUGGUUGAAAAUAGACAUGAUUGGAAAGUUUACAUUCAAUAUAUGCAAUAUUUAAAGAAACAAAAUCGUUUGAAGAAUAUUUCAUCAGUUUACCAAAAGGCUGUUAAUGCCUUGUCUGGUAAAUCAGAAGAAUUAUCAGCUUUUGUUCAACAUUAUGAUAAAUAUGUUAAAUAA
Messenger RNA from Naegleria gruberi, 1782 nucleotides. RefSeq lists its product as uncharacterized. Bases 1 to 1782 code for a protein of 593 amino acids. The transcript has a single exon. The record is from RefSeq and is a predicted model, not a curated record. Gene Ontology annotation, biological process: maturation of SSU-rRNA from tricistronic rRNA transcript (SSU-rRNA, 5.8S rRNA, LSU-rRNA). Gene Ontology annotation, cellular component: small-subunit processome; Pwp2p-containing subcomplex of 90S preribosome. Gene Ontology annotation, molecular function: snoRNA binding; protein binding. NCBI's taxonomy places the organism in Eukaryota, Heterolobosea, Eutetramitea, Acrasida, Naegleriidae.